AUUUUAUAUUUUUUUUGUAUACAAAAUAAUAAUUAUAAUUAUGGUUAAAUAAUUACUGUAUUGGGACCAGCAAUAUGUGUCUGCACCAGCAUUCAGUAUCAUGACUGACGCCUUUCUGCUGGGAUUAUUGGUGUUCUCGGCGGCGGUGGCCGUUCUCUUGGAGCCCCUGCUGGCGACAAGAGACUUUGAGAUACGUUGGCGCACCAUCAACUGCACGGCCAUUGACCCGGCCACAACGGCCGCCUUUCACUGCCUGAUCGUGGAGCUGCCCAAGCGGCAGGGAAACUUCUUGAACACCCGACUCCUGCUCAACCGACCCGUGUCCAAGAUGUGGGUGGAUAUGAGCGUGGGCCAGGUCGGUGGCACUGGCACUGUCCAGAACCUGAUGAAGGUGCGCGUGGAUGCCUGCCAUCUGAUGGGAUUCCGCAGCAAAAAUCGUAUACUGAAUGCCGUUCUCGGGAAGCUACUGCAGUCGGGCAACUAUCCCAAGGCCUGUCCACUGUUGGGGAAUGUCAACUAUACGUCCACACAUUUUGCCCUCAAUCCGGAUCACUUUCCAGCCUACAUGCCGGACAUGAAGUUCAACACGAAAUUGGUUUUCUAUCUGAGCAAGAAUAUCACCCUGAUUAGGGCCAGUGUGGAUGCCGAGGUAAUGAGGCGAUCGUAGAUACAUACACAGUCCAGGCACAGCCACAGCCCCAGCCACAGCCACCGGUUCCAAUAGAGAGAAACUCAAAAACCAAAUCCAAAAACCAUGACUAACUUGGGAACGGAGAGUGACUAAUGGCCUUGGUAUGAUUAUUAUCCAUGGCAUUCUCUAGAUU
Messenger RNA from Drosophila persimilis, 824 nucleotides. RefSeq lists its product as uncharacterized. NCBI's taxonomy places the organism in Eukaryota, Metazoa, Arthropoda, Insecta, Diptera, Drosophilidae. The transcript is spliced from 3 exons. The coding region runs from base 101 to 667 and encodes 188 amino acids. The record is from RefSeq and is a predicted model, not a curated record.